AUGUCUGGCUAUUUCACCUCGCGUAUUUCAGGCGCGCCAAAACGCAUCUUGUAUGCACACAACGAACACAGUGUGGUCGAGACUGCCGGGAUGAUUGCUCGCGACAUGGCAUUGCAUGGCUACCUUGAAGAAUCAGCAAUGGUCAUCGCUCCCAUCUGGAACUCGGCUGUCCAGGGUUAUACAGACUUCUCACUUGCUUUUGUCCGAAAUACUCUCUCUAACUUUGGUCUGGAUUUAAUCUGGAAGGGCGCAAAUUUUGUUCCCCCAGGGCUUGAUAAAUGGGAGUCUGCAUUCGAUGUUUUGAAAUACAAAGACGAGCUGAUAGAGAUACAACAACGAAAGUACUUCUGUUUCGGUGCAAACCCGGGACACGAAUCGGGUCCCAAUGAGGUGCUUGGUCAUUGCUCCUGGCAGGUUAUACGGGAUAUGUUAAUGGUUUGGGAAGAUCCAGAUACGCAUAUAAUGUACCUUCCUUCUCAGAGGACGGAGCUUGAUGCACUCGUGCGCCUGGAAGCGUAUAUCAACCAAGGACUAUCAAACACCCCUGCAGUCGAGGAAUACAGACCAUGUAUACUGGGACUCGAGCUAUCUCUGAAAUAUGAAAGGUCCCAGUUAGCGCACGAGUUCCUUGGCACAAUAGCUACUCAGAUAGCGGGCGCAGGCCCCCUCGCAAACCCAAUUCUUCGAGACCUUGCACUCACUCCUCGAAUUGGCCAUAUAGUGCGCAACAAUUCCUGCCUUAAGCACGCGACCAGACUCAAUAGAUCCAGGGCCCAAACAAUUGCCUUUGAGACCGCUCAAUCAAUAGAUUCAAGGUUUCGAUGGGGAGAGGCUCGUCCUUAUGCAGCCCUUUCUUGGGAAGCUUUACUCUCCGAGAUCGAGAUAUUGGAAUCCAAAGCAUGGAACGAUGAACAUGAGCCGUAUCUACCAUUUUUCCGCCCGCCAGCAAGCAUAGAGCAAAUCACACGAGUUGAACAGAAAUUAGGAGUCACACUACCACAAGACUACAAGGAAUUCUUAACAAUAUCAAACGGUCUUGGUUCAUUCAAUCGAUACGAUGUUGCCCCGCUGCUAUCGGUUGACGAGAUAUUUUGGGACACAAGAUACGACGGACUCAAGGCCGAAUAUCGCCGGUUCGAGUCCGAUUCACUCAUUUCCCAACUCCCAUCCUUAAAUAGAAUACUUCAAGUGACUGACACCGACGAGGACCAAUACUUAUACUGGUUGUUGAUCGAACCCUCCCUUAUUCAAGAGGCAAGAGAGUCAGUAGGGGAGGAUGGACCUGACGAGUGGCUUGGGGCCACCUACGCUGCCUGGGACCCACAACUUACUCACCGUGAACAUGCCAUGUUUGCGCACUACGACUCCGGGCUUUGUAUAAACGCACCGAUUCAUCCUCAAGUAUCGGUUAUAUUCACAACGUCAGCGACAAAGGGUUACUCAGACUUUACGCCAAACGACAUUCCAUUUUCCGAUCCUAAACUUCAAAUAUCUUUCGAAACGAAAGAAAUGAUGGAGGAUACAAUGAUCCUACUCCGGUUCAAUUGUCCUGACGCGGAUUGCGAUGUCAUUGCUCAAGGCUGGGGCGACCUCAAAUGGCACGUAAAAGAGAAACACGAUUCGAUACUGUGUGAUCUGUGUAUUCGUCACAAGAAAAUCUUUGCCCAUGAACACACGCUCUACUCCCCUGUCACGUUUAGUCUUCAUAUGCCAUCGGUCCAUACUCGCCGGUUCAGUGCUCAAGAAAAAGCUAACGCGAGUUUACCUGAUAUUGUCCAUCCAAUGUGUCAAUUUUGUCGGGAAUGCUCCUUUGGUGAUGAUGAACUCUUUGCGCAUCUACGAGAGCAUCACGAGGAAUGCUUCGUCUGCAAGCGAGAAGGGGUCAGAGACCAAUACUUUCGUAAUUAUGAGCAGCUUGAACAACAUUUCAAAGAGCGACAUUAUCCCUGCACCCAUCCCACAUGCCUCGAGCAAAAGUUUGUCGUAUUCGCCACUCAACUCGAUCUUCAGGGCCAUCAGGUGGAUGUCCAUGGAGAACAAAUGUCGAGUCGGGAUCGGCGAGAUGCACGUCGUGUUGAUCUUGCUUUUAGCUCCGGAACUCGAGGUGGUAGAGGUCGAGGCGGCCGGGUGCAAGUGAAUGAAACAACCGAAAGCAGAGCAAGAGAGCCUCCAGCACAAGCUACGACCCAACCACCUCCGCAACCAGGUCCCCCUCCAGGUCGAGGAAGUCGACGUGCUGCAUUCGGCGCCUCUUUAACGGUCGGAGGGCCUAGUGCACAAAAUGGAUCACCGGCUUCUCAACAGGGGCCACCUCGACCCCCUCCUUCACGGACACCUGAUCCUGAUGUUGAUCCCGAGACAUUAGAGCAACACAAUCAAUUCCUCAGUCUUUUGGAUUUGUAUGCGUCCACAAACGGCGCAACAGCGAUUCGAGGCGCGAUUAGAUCGUACAAAUCGAAUGAAUCGAGCGCAAAGGACAUGCUUACAACCAUUCGUACCGUGUUGGACGAUAACAUGAACGCAAUGUCAACUUUAGUCAACGGUCUGGUUCCUCUAUUUGACGAAGAAAAACGUGGUGAUAUCCUCAAUGCAUGGAAUGGCAUGAAGAUCGAGCAACGAGAUCAAUUCCCAUCUCUUACACCUACCUCUCUUGGAUCUGGUUUUGCUGAUAUCGCAAGUGGCCGGGUUUUAAACGUCAAGCAUUCAACUCGAUCAUCUGGUUCCCGAGCGGGCUCAUCAUCUCGUUCUACUGGUGCAGUAUGGGACCGUGUCGAACGGGUUGCAGCUGGGCUCGGUGGGCCUACUCCCGCAUUGCAAUCCAGUGCCGCUCCCAAGCCUAUCAAGCCGAAUCCUUUCCCUCCGCUUGGUGGUGGUGCCGGUGGUGGUACUUCGCGGUCCGGUGCCUCGAGCUCGUCUACUCCAUGGAGUGGCAGUGCGACGACACAAAGUUCACAACACAUUAUUAUAGCACCUGCAAGAGCGCCCGAGCCGGUGAAGAAUAAUGCAGGAAGGCCCCCACCUAUAACCAGCUCGAGUGCGUUCCCUGAACUUCCGAGCUCAUCUGCCUCGAGAGCUGCGAUCCCGAAGAUGAGCGGAAACCAAUCUUUGAAGAGGAUCACUGGCGAAUCUCCUGCUCUCGGUAGUGUAUGGGGUGGAGGCUCAGAGAACAACACUCCUACAAUCGAAGAACCGGCGCCUGCAACGAAUGCUGGCGGGAAAGGGAAGAAGAAGAAAGGAAAGGAAACGUUAUUCACAUUGGGCUCGUUCCCUAACUAA
Rhizoctonia solani is the source of this 3276-nucleotide messenger RNA. RefSeq names its product E3 ubiquitin-protein ligase BRE1. The transcript has 9 exons. Gene Ontology annotation, molecular function: ubiquitin protein ligase activity; ribosome binding. The record is from RefSeq and is a predicted model, not a curated record. The coding region runs from base 1 to 3276 and encodes 1091 amino acids. Lineage: Eukaryota; Fungi; Basidiomycota; Agaricomycetes; Cantharellales; Ceratobasidiaceae. Gene Ontology annotation, biological process: rescue of stalled cytosolic ribosome; protein ubiquitination.